Messenger RNA from Gadus chalcogrammus (walleye pollock), 1628 nucleotides. Its product is annotated as prolactin receptor-like. The transcript is spliced from 10 exons. The record is from RefSeq and is a predicted model, not a curated record. Gene Ontology annotation, biological process: cytokine-mediated signaling pathway. Lineage: Eukaryota; Metazoa; Chordata; Actinopteri; Gadiformes; Gadidae. Bases 117 to 1628 code for a protein of 503 amino acids. Gene Ontology annotation, cellular component: external side of plasma membrane. Gene Ontology annotation, molecular function: cytokine receptor activity; protein binding.
UCAAGCUCGUGGUUGGAGGAAUCCCUUGUUUUCCCGGGAAGCUGCGCUCGCAGCCUCACGGGGCUGAAGUUUUGGAACAGCUCACGCGUUUCUUCCACGCGACAGCAGACUGUAGGAUGAGGCUGCUGCUGGUGUUCCUCAUUCAGCUGGUGGGCGUGGCCUGCAGGAGGCCCCACCCACAAGUCAGCUCCGACACACACACAAAGGCUACAGCCAUGGCGACGACCCCUCUCAUCUACCACUGCUGGUCGCCCAACAUGGAGUUCUUCACCUGCUGGUGGAGACCGGUGGGGAACCUCUCGGCAGACGAGGACGUCCGCUACACCCUGAGCUACAGCAAGGACAAGGGGCCCGUCCACGAGUGUCCCGACUACGUGUCCGGCGGGGCCAACAGUUGCCACUUCGACAGCAGUCACACAUCCAUCUGGAAGAUGUACUGCAUGACGGUGACGGCCGCGUCCGCCCGCCGCAACGCCACCUCCACGCCGUACUGCGUCGACGUGGCCGACAUCGUGCAGACGGAGGCCCCGGUGAACCUCUCCUAUGCGCUACGGGACGCCGGGGGCGACGAGAGAGGCCACAGCGCCCUGCUAGCCUGGAGCUACCCGGUACCGGAGGACCUCCAGUACGGCUGGAUCACGCUGGUGUACGAGCUGCAGUACCGCCGCGUCACAGAGCCUGGCGACUGGAAGAUGAAGCCCCCCCAGAGGGAGUCCCAGCUGGAGCUCAUGGGUCUCCCGGUGGGGGGAUACCUUGUCCGGGUUCGCUGUCGCUCCCACAACUACGGCCUCUGGAGCGAGUGGAGCUCGCCGCUACAGAUGACCAUCCCCGCCCGUCCGCUGGCAGGCAAGAUGCUAGUGCUGAUCCUGGUGGGGGGGCUGGGCGUCGCCACCCUGCUCAUCAUCUGCUGCGGAGUCGUCCCCCAGGGCAAGAGGAUCAAAGCCCAUUUCUUGCCGCCAAUUCCUAAGCCUCGGAUUGGAGGAAUCGACCCACUGCUUCUGAAGAGGGGGCGUCUGGACGAGAUCGACCAGCACUUCCGCACCUUCCACAGCUACAGCCACACCGUCCUCAGCGAGGAGGUGUGGAACUACGUCAGCACGGAGGCCUCGCACACCUGCGCCCUCUGGCCCGUCGAGCCGCCGCCCAUCAGUCAAUGGGAGAAGCCGGCCCCGCCCCCAUCACUCGGGGACCCACCCACAGCCCCUCUCGACGCGACGAUCACGACCACGGCGAUGGCGCCGUCGUCGUACUGCGGCCUCCCGCCCGCCCAGGCGCCAGUUUCCGUGGCGCCGUACAUGCAGCCUGUGGGGGCCGGCCAGUGGGAGUGGCCUACGGUGGUGGCCGCGCCUCCCCCGGCGACAGCGGACUACAGCCUGCUGGCCACACAGCCCGUCAGCCCCCAGCCCCCCGAUGUGGUGCAGUUCCCCCAGCCCAUCCAUCCCCUGCCGCCGCUGGCCCCGCCCACCGACUUCUACACCUGCGCUCAGCUCCUGGGACCCGGCGGGGAAGUGAACCUGGUCCCCUGCUUGACCCCCACGCCACAGCCGCGGGCCCCCGGACGCGAGGAAGCGGGUGAGGAGCUGAAGAAGAGGUCCCCAGAGACUGGUGUGUCGGCCGGUCUUAACUGA